Molecule: messenger RNA, 1585 nt
Organism: Aaosphaeria arxii CBS 175.79
Lineage: Eukaryota; Fungi; Ascomycota; Dothideomycetes; Pleosporales
Product: G-patch-domain-containing protein
Exons: 2
Coding region: 206-1117 (303 amino acids)
Cellular component (GO): kinetochore
Molecular function (GO): nucleic acid binding
Source: RefSeq, a predicted model, not a curated record
CCUCAACAGCAAUCACCAAAAUCCCAUAUCUUGACUUCGCAAUCAACGAAUGCACCUCUUCGAUUUGCCGCCAAAAUUACAAAUUUCAGAACGGAGCCUUCAUAUACCCGUGUCCUGAAUAUCAACAGUCGACUGACCUAUCAUCGGCCCUUCUCGAUACGCCUAACAACCUGCUCGGUAGUUUUACCUGACAACAAACAACAAGAUGGCGGAUUCGGAAUCUGAGGAGGACUACAUGAAUAUGAUCAUCGAGGAAAAGCCAAAACAAGAAACCUCGAUCCAACGCGCUGCGCGACUGCGAAAAGAGCGCGAAGAGAGAGGUCGACCCAAACCAAAAGCGGAACUUCAGGCCGAGCAGGAAGCUGCAACAAGGGAAAGACUCGAAACAGCUUUACCAUCUACGAACAAAGGAUUCAAAAUGAUGGAGAAGAUGGGGUUUAAACAGGGCAGCACACUUGGAAAAUCCAAGGAUGCAAGAAAAGAACCGAUCGGAAUACAAACCAAGGACGAUAGGUCUGGCAUAGGUCUUGAGUCUGAGAAGAAAAGGAAAUUCAGAGAGCAAGCAGAAGAAGUACUCAGCCGGGCCAAACGCUCCAAGGAAGACGAGGGCGAUUGGCGCGAAAUGCAGAGGCAGAAGCAAAAAGAGGGCAGACGGAUGAAGGAUUUGGCAAAUGCACAAAGAACCGCUGAGCGACUAGAGGAUGUAGAUUUCGAGAGUAAAGAUCCGACAAAAGUCCCGCUUAAAAGCAUCAACGUGCUUUGGCGUGGCCUCAACCGUCAGCGAUUGGAAAAGUUGCGCGAGAAACGGGAGAAGAUCCAGCUUACAAAUAGCCUCACUUCAAGACUACCGACACUCGCAGCUGAGAAUGAUGAUGAGGACAAUGAUUACAAGAUAGCAUUCGGUAGCGCUGCAGAGUCUUCAUUCGUCGACGACGACCUGGACGAUGGAGACGAGGAGUUCGAAGAGUUCGAAGCGCUGCCUGUUGAAGAUCGACUUCAAAAGGUUGCCGAUUUUCUGCGUGAAAAACAUCGAUAUUGCGUAUGGUGCGGAGACCAAUACCCUGAUGUGGCCAUGGAAGGCUGUCCGGGCUCUACUGAGUCAGCCCAUGACGACUGAGCCAUCAGCAAUCGCCAAUUUAUUGAGUAAGAACAUGCAUCAUUCUUGCUACCUGAAGGCAAUCAUAGUACUUCAAGUGGCCGCCAUGCUUUCAUAUGCUCCCCACUAACCUCUCAGGUUAUAAGUCUUGCUCGACCAUUAAUGGCAAGUAUUCGUGGAAGAGAUGCGGGUAGAUUGUCUAUCAAUAUUGACAAGCAACGAGACGAGUCUCUUGCGGAUCACGUUAGGUUCUGUGAUUGCUUAUCUGCAGUCGUAAACAGAUAUUAUGCUGAGAGCAGUACACUCAUCCUCUUGCAAUUGCAGUAGAUCAGGCCUUAUGGAAAUGUAAGAUAGUUUAGUUAAUGAAGGGUUAAAGCACAUACUACCCUGAGCCCGAGGGACCAUAAAGCUUACGGAAUAUCCAUGAAUUCAGAAGAGAAUAAUGCUAGUAUUGUGGUGGCUCUUAAUAAAUUCGAGAUUCAGAUCUGG